AUGAUGACCUUUACGAAGCAUCUCAUCGCGAGCAUCACCAUCCGAAUAUUCCUGGUUUACUAUGGCGAAGUUCAGGACAGCUUGUCGGAUGUGCAGUACACGGACAUCGAUUACCGAGUGGUCACCGACGGAGCUGCGCACGUACUCAGCUUGGAUUCGCCUUUCAAGAGGCACACGUACCGCUACACGCCACUGCUGGCCUAUUUGGUGCUGCCAAACGUACUACUGCAUCGAAGUUUCGGCAAGUUUCUCUUCUCGCUGUUUGACAUUCUGAUCGGGGUCCUCAUCAAGUGGAUCCUGCUCAACUGCUACCGCGGGAACAAGAUCUCGAUUGAGAAGAAGCUUCUCAAGCUGGAAACGCUCAACAAUCGCAACAAAUACCUGAUAAAGCGCAAGAACGAGAUCCUGAACAACAGCAACGAAACACUGCCACCAAAGUACAUCCGGAUGGCCGAGCUGAGCGCGUACUUUUGGCUGUACAACCCGCUCACGAUGGUGAUCGCGACCCGAGGCAACGGCGACUGCGUAUCCUGCUCGCUAGUCCUGCUAUCCCUCUUCUUCCUGCUUCGUAACGAACAAACGUUCACCCAGCACUUCACCGCAGGACUGCUGCUAGGCCUCGCAAUCCACUUCCGCCUCUACCCCAUAGGAUUCUGCCUAGCAUUCUACCUGGCAACCCUGGACAAACCGCUCACCACCGUCAAGGACUACCUCCGUGCAAUCCUGCUCCCCAGCGCCCAACAGCUCGCUCUAGUCAUCGGAACGUGCCUCUCCCUGGCCACCACGACCGCCUUCUUCUACUACCUCUACGGCUACCAGUUCCUCUACGAGUCCACCCUCUACCACCUCAUCCGCAAGGACACCCGUCACAACUUCUCCCUCUACUUCUACCUGCAAUAUCUCGGCUCCAACUUCUCGCCAACCCUCAUCGAAAAGAUCCUCACCUUCCUCCCCCAACUCAUCCUCAUCCUCAUGGUCACCCUCCGCUACGGAAAGCACCGCCAAACCCUGGGCUUUGCCCUGUUUGCCAUCGCCUUCGUCAUGGUCACGUACAACCCGGUCGUCACGUCCCAGUACUUUGUGUGGUUCCUCUCGCUGCUGCCGCUCAGCGUGAAGAACUUUCGCAACAUGGGCCUGCGCAAGGCGGUCUUCAUCCCCGUCAUGUGGUUCAUCGCGCAAGGGGGAUGGCUCCUGCCGGCCUAUCUGCUCGAGUUCAAAGGCUGGAACACGUUCGAGUUCAUCUGGAUCCAGAGUGUGGUAUUUUUCUUCUCUAAUAUACUGACGCUGCAGAUGCUGGUGGCAAACUAUGAUGUGAGUUAUAAUUAUAAGAUCGAGUGAAGCUUUUUGAUGGAAUGGUUGUACAUAGAUUUCGUAACCAAUAAAAUUUGCACUUUUGACUUAAA
Molecule: messenger RNA, 1403 nt
Organism: Culex pipiens pallens (northern house mosquito)
Lineage: Eukaryota; Metazoa; Arthropoda; Insecta; Diptera; Culicidae
Gene: PIG-M
Product: GPI mannosyltransferase 1
Exons: 1
Coding region: 1-1338 (445 amino acids)
Biological process (GO): GPI anchor biosynthetic process
Cellular component (GO): glycosylphosphatidylinositol-mannosyltransferase I complex; membrane
Molecular function (GO): GPI mannosyltransferase activity; alpha-1,4-mannosyltransferase activity
Source: RefSeq, a predicted model, not a curated record